Etheostoma spectabile (orangethroat darter) is the source of this 1708-nucleotide messenger RNA. Its product is annotated as zinc finger protein 771. Gene Ontology annotation, biological process: regulation of transcription by RNA polymerase II. Bases 80 to 1105 code for a protein of 341 amino acids. Gene Ontology annotation, molecular function: DNA-binding transcription factor activity, RNA polymerase II-specific; RNA polymerase II cis-regulatory region sequence-specific DNA binding. NCBI's taxonomy places the organism in Eukaryota, Metazoa, Chordata, Actinopteri, Perciformes, Percidae. The transcript is spliced from 2 exons. The record is from RefSeq and is a predicted model, not a curated record.
ACUUCCCCCUCUGACCAAGAUGGCGUCUCUCAGAAAGCAGUGUUAGCAGAGGGUCUUUGUUGUGUUAGAAAGAGGUAAAAUGUGUAAAGUCCAGAUGCUGAGAGCGUUGGUGGAGCAGCGACUAACUGCGGCUGCUGAAGAGAUAUUUGGGCUGUUUGAAAGAACGAUAGCAGAGUACGAGGAGGAACUUUGUCGUUCAAAAGAGGAGAACGAGCGACAACGGGAACUACUGGACGCUGUUUUCAACCCUCAGCUCCGGGUCCACAGAGCAGAUUCCUUUCCCCCCGAGCAGCAGGAGUGUAGCUCCAGUGUGGAUCAGGAGGAGCCAGAGUCCCCCCCACACAUUAAAGAGGAGCAGGAGGAAUUGUGGAGCAGUCAGGAGGUAGAGCAGCUUCAAGGGCUGGAGGAGGCUGAUAUCACCAAGUUCCCAUUCACUCCUGUCCCUGUGAAGAGUGAAGAUGAUGAAAAAGAAGCUCAGUCCUCACAGCUUCAUCAAAGACCAACUCAACACAUGGAAACAGAAGCUGAUGGAGAGGACUGUGGAGGACCAGAACCAGCCAGGAACUCACAUCCACUUUUACAACCAGAGACUAAAGACCAGACUGAAGACUCUUCUGAACCUGAGACUGAUGACAGUGCUGAUUGGAAGGAGACCAGAGAACCUCAGUCCGCUUUAAACUCUCUGAAACAUAAUUCAAGAUGUAAGAAAACGUUCAGCUGCUUAGAGUGUGGGAGGAGAUUUGGCCAAACGGGACAUCUAAACAGACACAUGAGAACUCACACUGGCGAGAGACCUUUUAACUGCUUUGAAUGUGAUAAAACUUUCACUGUAAAGGAAACCCUGAAGAGACACAUGGUUACUCACACAGGAGAAAAACCUUUCUCCUGCUCAGUCUGUAAUAAAUCUUUCACUCAGAGUGGAAGUUUACGGUCACACAUGGUAGUCCACACCGGAGAGAAAAGAUUCAGCUGCAGUGUUUGUGACAACAGAUUUACCCGGAGUUCUCAUGUCAUAACACAUAAAUGUGUUGGUCAUAUGGAAACAGAAGCUGAUAGACAGGACCGUGGAGGACCAGAACCAGCCAGGAAUUUAAUAUUUAUUUAGUCUCAGUUACUCUAUAUUGUUCACUUCCUAUUUUGAAACCUGUAAAUAGUAUCACCAAAAUCUGUCUGACACCCAACCGUGCUGUAGUCUCCGGAGAGUUAAUCCCUGUCACUCCACUCAGCAGCCGGGAAACAAGACAAGACUGGUGUGCUGGUCUGGAGGAGCUGCAGCAUUUGUGCUCAAACUGCAAACUCUAGCUAGCCAACUGCACAUUUACAUAUCUUCACCGCUAAUCGCUCUCCUCUGAUCCGAUCUGGCUAAAAUACAAUAACAUACAAACACAAGAAUAAAGGUUACAGUGAGUAAGAAAUUAAUAAUUAUGAAAUUUAAUUGUAGGGACAGUUUUGGAGGAGAGACGGAGGGAUUUUUAUUUUAAUUUUUGUUUAAUUUCUGUCAGGGUUUCAAAUACAUCUCACAUAUUUACCCGUGGUUUGUUAUGCCUCUGGCAAUGCAGCUGUUAGAAACAUGCCAGGGUUUUUAAGUCGGGUACAAUCUAUCUGCAUUGGUUGGUUUGUUUGUUUUUCUGCUUCGUGGCGGUACUAACGUUCCGGCUGUAGAGAGCCGGGUUUACGUGUUUACAGGUACAGUUGUGUUCAGAAUAAU